Messenger RNA from Schistocerca cancellata (South American locust), 2801 nucleotides. It is a transcript of the gene Shmt, whose product is annotated as serine hydroxymethyltransferase. Gene Ontology annotation, molecular function: mRNA 5'-UTR binding; protein homodimerization activity; mRNA regulatory element binding translation repressor activity. Bases 430 to 1833 code for a protein of 467 amino acids. The record is from RefSeq and is a predicted model, not a curated record. Gene Ontology annotation, biological process: L-serine catabolic process; protein homotetramerization; purine nucleobase biosynthetic process. The transcript is spliced from 9 exons. NCBI's taxonomy places the organism in Eukaryota, Metazoa, Arthropoda, Insecta, Orthoptera, Acrididae. Gene Ontology annotation, cellular component: cytosol; nucleus; cytoplasm.
UAUUAGCCUGUUUACGAAGUGUGCAUAACGGUAAUUUGUGUCCUGAACAGCAGUGUAUAUGCUGUGAUUUGCGUUCGUUUCAGUAAUGCGACUGCGAGACAGAUGGCUCAGAAAAUCCCUGCAUUAGCAUUUUAAUCAUCCGGUGUUAUUGGCAGCGUCGCGUGAGUUACAUAAGACAAAUCCACUUCGAUAAAAGUAUUGUUGCAGCAUUCUGGACGUCAUACAGGGGUUAUCAGCAGAACCCUUUGGCCUAGCAGAUAGCUGUCAGGACUAUCAGCGUGUCGAAAACAUCCGCGGGGGGUGUAGUAGACGGCCGUAACUCUUGAUUGGGGAGACUAGUUAUUGCACGUAACGGGACGGCACAGGCGGAGCCACAUUCAGUUGCCCGAGAACUGGUAAGUCAGCAGUAGAGUGAAAGCCGCAGCAAACAUGAGUGGCGACGCGUCGUUCAUGAACCAGACCCUGGGGCAGGCAGACCCGGAGCUGUACGAGAUCAUUUGCAACGAGAAAGAUCGGCAGCGGGCCGGCUUGGAGAUGAUCGCCUCCGAGAACUUCACUUCGGUGCCCGUGCUGCAGUGCCUCAGCUCGUGCCUGCACAACAAGUACUCGGAGGGCCUGCCCGGGCAGAGAUACUAUGGUGGUAAUGAGUUCAUCGAUAAGGUAGAGUUGCUCUGCCAGAAGCGUUCACUGGAGGCAUAUCGCCUGGACCCGGAGAAGUGGGGCAUUAAUGUCCAGCCGUACUCGGGCUCUCCUGCCAACUUCGCAGUAUACACUGCAAUAGUUGAGCCACAUGGCAGAAUAAUGGGUUUGGAUUUACCUGAUGGUGGCCACCUCACACAUGGCUACAUGACAACUAACAAGAAGAUAUCCGGAACUUCGAUAUUUUUUGAAUCCAUGCCAUACAAAGUAGAUCCAGCAACAGGACUGAUUGAUUAUGAUAAGCUGGCAGAGACAGCAAGACUGUUCAAACCAAAACUGAUCAUUGCAGGUAUUAGUUGUUAUUCGCGCUGUCUGGAUUACAAGCGUUUCCGACAAAUUGCUGAUGAAAAUGGAGCAUACCUUAUGGCUGAUAUGGCUCAUGUGUCGGGGUUGGUUGCUGCUGGACUUAUACCGAGUCCAUUUGAGUUCAGUGAUAUUGUCACAACCACCACUCACAAGACACUGAGGGGUCCUAGAGCUGGCAUAAUCUUCUUCAGGAAAGGUAUUCGCAGUGUGGGCAAGAAUGGUGAAAACAUUAUGUACGACUUGGAAUCGAAAAUUAACCAGGCUGUGUUCCCCGGACUCCAAGGCGGGCCACAUAAUCAUGCUAUUGCAGGUAUUGCAACUGCAAUGAAGCAGGCUACCACACCAGAAUUCAAGAAGUAUCAAGAACAGGUUAUAAAAAAUGCAAGACGACUAAGUGAUCGCUUAAAGUCAGCUGGCUACAAGAUAACAACUGAUGGAACUGACGUUCACUUGGUCUUGGUAGAUCUUCGUUCAGCUGGGCUGACAGGAAGCAAGGCAGAACACAUUCUUGAGGAAAUAUCUAUUGCAUGCAAUAAAAAUACAGUUCCAGGUGACAAAAGUGCCUUCAACCCAAGUGGCAUUCGUCUUGGCACUCCUGCUCUUACCACCAGAGGCCUAGUGGAGAGUGAUAUUGACAAAGUGGUGGAGUUUAUAGACAGAGGACUGAAGCUUGCAAAAGACAUAACCACCAUAUCUGGACCAAAGAUGGUAGACUUCAAGCGAGUUUUGGCGACAGAUACCAACAUUGUGCCUAAGGUGAAGGCACUACGAGAAGAAGUGGAAACCUUCGCCAGAAAAUUUUCUCUGCCUGGUUACCCAGAUUAUUGAGCUAGUCUAAAACUUAUUCAUGUAAGAAUGAUGCCAUAAUGUAUUCUGAAAAAUGUGGAAUUUACUAAAAACAAAUUGCAUGUGCCAUUUAUUUGUAAUUAGUUAUCGACUGUCUGUUGCAGUUAAGAUAAAGUACGUUUAUUAAGUAUUUAUUACAAUUACUUCUUCAAAAUUUGUUAAAAUAGAAGCCAAUUUUUUUUUUAAAAAAAAGUAACAUUUAGUUAUGAGACUUGCAAACCUGGUCAGUUACUAUGCUCUCUAGCAUUCAGAAACAAAACACUAAAUUACUGGCAUAAUACGGAUUUUCUCUGAGAAAUUACAAUCAGUAGAAGUAUCUGCUCCCUCAUGCCUUGUUUGACAUAUAUGUUGUGUCUAUUUAUUAACCCGUGAUAUGCCAUGUCAGAGUCAAGAAUUCUAAAUUCAGUAAUUUCAACAUUCUUCAUCAAAUUUUAAAGCAUAGCAGCAGAUAUAAUAAAUGAUUUAGUGGUAAUUUUUACAGUUGCCAUUAAUCAUGUAAGCAUUGAACACAGUGAAUUUCCCACUUGCUUAUGGUACUGAUGCUACAGCGGUAUGAACCAACUGUAGCCAAAAACUGUUUCAGUUUAGACUAUGCAGAGAGGAUGUAACUAACAGGCUCUACAACAAAAUGCAAAGGCUUUAGUUUAUGCCAUCCAAAGCCUUGCCACCUUCAGAGAGCUCAAAGUAGAUUGCUCAGGAAUGACACAUAUGCAACCGAAAUGACUGAAUUGCUCAUUAAUUGAUAAAAUGUGGCCCUAAAGGAAGUCUCUUAUUAGUUAAAGGCUGGACAAAAAAAGUAAGAUCUUUUUCCACCUGUGUAACAGUUUUGGUAUGCUUUUAUGUUUGUGAUACUGACUCUAGAAAUGAUACUACUUAAUAAAUUGUAAUAGUGUUGUAAUAUUUUGUGAUUAUAAUUACACUUUUUAUUAAAGAUAACAUUUUUGCAUAGA